Messenger RNA from Chanos chanos (milkfish), 2897 nucleotides. It is a transcript of the gene plekhh3, whose product is annotated as pleckstrin homology, MyTH4 and FERM domain containing H3. Lineage: Eukaryota; Metazoa; Chordata; Actinopteri; Gonorynchiformes; Chanidae. Gene Ontology annotation, biological process: signal transduction. Gene Ontology annotation, cellular component: cytoskeleton. Bases 527 to 2833 code for a protein of 768 amino acids. The record is from RefSeq and is a predicted model, not a curated record. The transcript is spliced from 14 exons.
GUUGCGUAUUUAGUACAGUUGCUAGGUUGUACAUUUCGAAGGUUAGAAAAACGGUUUUCGGAUAUUUGUUUUACAAGCUCCUAAACUUUGUGUACCGCUAGCUUCUUAAUUUUCCUUUUAAAUAUCAAGAACGGGGAGAAUUACUUCUCUAGUAAUCGGCAGCGGUUUGAACUCUGCUCUACCGACAAUGUUUCUCGACAACGAAAACUUUUGGGAUUAUUUUUAUCAUCUGAGUUCAUGCCGAUGCCACAAAUCAGCUGUUUAACUGCAAAUUUUGAAUUCCUCACGCGUUUCGCAGUUUCACUACUUCAACUAGCCGUGCCUGGGUCUAUCGUAUCUUUCUCUGCUAUGGACAGCGAGUCCAGUUUGAGCAGUUCUCCACAACGACUUCAUGGAUAACUCACUUUAGCCAAAUUGGAAGACGCCGUUUUCUUUCAGACAUUUUUUAGCCUUAGAGUGGCUAGAGUGACUUUGAAUGUUUAUUAACGUUCACGGAUAAUUGGCCGUUAUAGACGUCGGGAUUUGAAUGCCUUUGCAGGGGGGUUGUUGGUUUCUUUGCUGCAGACAAGGCUUCAGUUUGCUCGGACGGGACCAUGGGGAGAAAGAAGAGGAAGAAUCUUUUGAAUUGCGCAACAAGGACGAGCUAACAUUCAACGGGCGGCCCGGCUCAGGGGAGGUGACUAUUUCUCAACCCAUGCAUUCAGCCAAUGGAAUGCCUAGUCUGUCAGGUGUUCCUGAGGAGAAAAGGAGUCUGAUCAUUCAGCAGAAUAAAAUGGUUCAAGAAGAGGACCCUGAAGUACUGGUCAAAGGCUGGCUGUUGAAGGAGGUGACGGGGAGCUGGAUAAGACAGAGGAGGUUCUGGUUUGUGCUGACAGCCGAUUCUCUGGAUUACUACAGCGGUCCGGAGAGAGACGCCCGCAGAGUCAACACACUCGUACUGACCAGCCUCUGCUCUGUCCUCUGGCCUGAUAAACACACGUACAAACAGACAGGUUACUGGAGUCUGACAGUGUAUGGACGUAAACACUGCUAUAAGCUCUUUACUAAGCACUUCAAUGAGGCGGUGCACUGGGCAUGUGCAGUACAGAAGGUCAUUGACAGCAAGGCUCCCGUCGACACGCCCACCCUGCUCCUCAUGCGGGACAUAGAGGAGAAUAAGUUUAAUCCAGAGGCUGUGGAGCAUAUCUAUGAGCGUAACCCCAUUCUGAGGUACACACAGAGUCCUCUCUACGCUCCCUUACUGCCUUUUCCCUACGGCAGUCUGGAACACACACCUGUGAGUGGUAAGGGUUACACCAGUAUCCGUGAGGAGGCGGUCCGGCUCUUUAACUGCGUUCAGCAGUUAGAAUCUGCUCCUGAACCCAUCCCCCUCAUCCAGGGUUUACUUCAGACGUGUCUGGACCUACGUCCCCUGAGAGACGAGCUGUACUGCCAACUCAUCAAACAGACCAGCGUCAGCUCCCACACGCACGCGCACACGCGAGCGCAGUCAAACACACACCCGCAGUCGCAGGCGCGUCUCAGGUACUGGCAGCUUCUCACCUGUAUGAGCUGUACCUUUCUACCCAGCAGCAAUGUCCUCAAGUACCUCCGCUUCCACCUGAAAAGGGUGCAGAGUGUGUGUGUGGACCUGGAGGUAGAGAGCUAUGCGUCGUUUAUCUGUCACUCCCUGGAGAAGACGCGCUGUCGUGAGUGUGUGCCGUCCUGGGAGGAGAUCCAGGGGCUGAUGGGAAGGCAGGAGAUCCUGUGCACUGUGCAUUACCCAGGACAGGGCUGCUGUCAGCUCCCAGUUAACUCACACACUACAGCUAAUGAGGUGGUGAAGAAGAUGGCUGAGCGGCUCGGGCUGCAGGACAGCCGUAAUACGUUUGCUCUGUUUGAGCAGAAUGCAUGCUGGGAAAGGGUGUUAGCGGGCGGCACCAUCAUAGCAGACGUGAUGACCAGGUUUGAAAAUCUUUCAGCUAAAGAGCCUGAUUCUCAGUGGAGACUCUGUUUCAAACUCUAUUGCCUACUGGACACAGACAACAUCUCUACUGACAGCAUCGAAUACCUCUUCCUUUAUGAACAGUGUCAUGAGAUGGUCAUCCGUGGCCAGCUGCCUGCCUGCGAGGAUGACCUCCUCUCAUUGGCUGCUCUGAGACUGCAAAGCCUUCUGGGAGAUUUCAGCACCCUCUCUCCGUACCCUCCCCUGGAGCAAGUCUUCCCGUCCUCCGUCAUCGAAGCCCGGGUCCUCCUGACACCCGCCGACCCCCCGGGCUGCCCCUCCUUCCCCGGGGGCCUCUUGGCGGGGACCCUGUGGGGCCACAAACGCCGUCAGGAGAAAGACCAGCGCCUGCGCGCCCGGCUGAGGGAGGAAGGGGCCGUCGUCAUGGCAACCGUCCUGGAGCGCUGGAAAGCUUUGGCUGGCUACAGCAGGAGAGAUAGCAUGGCUGCCUACCUCACCAUAGCGCGCCAGUGGUCAGGGUUCGGUUGCACUCUCUACGAAGUGGACUUCUAUAUAAGCUCGACGGGCAGUUUCUCUCAGAGGCUUUGGCUUGGCGUGGCUGCUUCCUGUGUCUCUCUGUAUCGUCAGGGCGAAGCUGAAGCCCUAGAGUCUCUUCCUAUUGGUCAGAUCUGUUCCUACGGCGUUUCCGACAGCAACACCUUCAGGAUCACCGCUGGCGACAGAGACCUGCUUUUUGAGACCACCAAGCUGACUGAGAUCAUGCAGUUGAUGAAUGCCUAUUUCAGUGCCACCCGACGCCAACUGGGCAAGACAGAUGACUGCAUCACCAUGGAAACCACCCCCAAGCUCCGCCCCUCCCUGCUAGAGCUGCCCAGUCACCCGGUGUGAAGAGAAGUGUCCACACAUACACACAUAUAUUGACUUCACGAUGUGAGGAGAUGAGUGCCACACA